AUGCCGUGCCAGGACAUCAAUGGGGGCUCUGGCGUGCUAUUUGAAUUGAACAAGUGUCAGCGUCGAGGGAAACAGCUGAAACAGCUCUAUGGUGCUCCUCCGGUGACCCCUCCAUGUAUAUAUUCUCAGACGUUGUUGUACAGCAUUUGCAUGUCCUGCCAGUCCGCUCUCAAAACUCAAAAUAUUAACACUUUAACGCCAAGUUUUUUAUCCGGCUGCCGGAAACAGACAACACACAAACGGCGCACACAAACACAAACACCGGGGGGGCUGGGAACACAAAUACUAGUGCACUGCUCUCGGCGUUGGCGGCACAAAACGCCAUGUUGGAUUAUUCAACUCGACGCCAUUUCGCGUCACAAUGCGCGCUAUGCGCCGCCAUCAUUGCAACCGACAGCGAACGGCACACGGUAAUAGCAGCAACUACAACAAAGGCAGCGGGAAAUGCAACAACAACUGCAGCAGGACAAGGACGAAGGACGAAGGACUAGGGCGGCCCACACGGCGGAUGAAGUUGCAAUUCAAAGUCAUAAACACGUGGAGCGUGGGCGCAAAGUCUCAGCUAAGCCGGUGGACCAUUUUGUUGUCUAUGCAACACGACAGACAGAGGGUAUCAAAGGCAUAUUAAAUCCACUCCAUUUGCCCGCAAAACUGCAAUUGAGCAUGCUGGCAUUCACUUUUGAUGGCCGCCCGUUGGAGAAAAUACUUCAAAUGGAUCAAGUAUUUUAUGCUUUAUCCUAUCAUAUAAAAAAGAUCUUAUUUGCCCAGCACAGCAGCCAAUUUCAGACAUAUAUGUAA
Messenger RNA from Drosophila suzukii, 798 nucleotides. The record is from RefSeq and is a predicted model, not a curated record. Lineage: Eukaryota; Metazoa; Arthropoda; Insecta; Diptera; Drosophilidae.